Cyprinus carpio (common carp) is the source of this 1756-nucleotide messenger RNA. RefSeq names its product methyltransferase 4, N6-adenosine (gene mettl4). NCBI's taxonomy places the organism in Eukaryota, Metazoa, Chordata, Actinopteri, Cypriniformes, Cyprinidae. Bases 1 to 1353 code for a protein of 450 amino acids. The transcript has 8 exons. Gene Ontology annotation, molecular function: nucleic acid binding; RNA methyltransferase activity; site-specific DNA-methyltransferase (adenine-specific) activity. The record is from RefSeq and is a predicted model, not a curated record. Gene Ontology annotation, cellular component: cytosol; RNA N6-methyladenosine methyltransferase complex; nucleus.
AUGGUGAGGGAUGUGCAGCUACUUGAGGUGUUCUCUGUGCCAGGGGAGGUUCUUCGACGGCCGCCUUUCGUAUUCGGGCUGAGGGAAGUACUGCCUCCUUUAGUCGCGCCCAGAGCAGGAAAGUUCUUCACUGGCGGAGAAAGUGGCAUAGCGGUGGACACCGAUGCUGUACUCGCACGUCUGUUUAUCCAAGCAUUCAAGGGCCUCCUUGUCCUGCUCGUGACCUCGUGCCGCUGGCCUUUUAAAUGCGCCAUGGGAGGGGCGUCCAGCUGCCAAAGCCUUCGACAUGCUGGUAGAUGUCAGCUGGAGGAGCCCGAAGAUUUGUUUUACUUUUCAUUUUAUCAAUUUUUUUCCCUCCUUUUUCUAAUCUUUUCUCAGAUCAGGUUGGUAGUUCUGGAGGGCUCUCGGGCUCUUUUGGAAGCUGGACGUCAGUGUGGAUACUUGACAGAAGUUUUGACCGCACCACCUUCUGAAUCCAUGCCAUCACACGAGUGCCGGCUAGCUGCGUUAUGUGACAUGGCCAAGCAGCUCCCGUUAACAGACGAGUCUCUGAUGGCACCAGUGCAGAUGUUGAACAGAGAUGGUCUGGACCCAUCGCUGGAUCUGUUCUCAUACAUCACUGAAAACCCAUUCGACUGCACUUAUGAGGUCACGCUGAUGAAGGAAAAGUAUCUUUUGCCGCCCCGCAGCCGGUUCCUGUUGUCUGACAUCACGCGUAUGCAUCCACUUGUCAACAGUGGAGACAAAUUUGACCUUAUAGUCCUUGAUCCACCAUGGGAGAACAAAUCUGUCAAAAGAAGCAACAGAUACAGCUCUCUGCCCUCGUCUCAGCUCAAGCAGCUUCCUGUGCCGGCACUGGCUGCUCCAGAAUGCUUGGUGGUUACGUGGGUAACUAACCGGGCGAAGCACCUGCGUUUCAUCAAAGAAGAGCUCUACCCGUACUGGGCGGUUGAAGUGCUGGCAGAGUGGCUGUGGGUGAAGGUGACCCAAACAGGAGAGUUUGUGUUUCCUCUGGACUCACCGCACAAGAAGCCUUAUGAAGUGCUGGUGCUCGGCAGGCAUCGGUCUGGCACUGACCGCGCAGUCAGGUCUUCAGCGGCGGAGGAGCUUCCAGAGCAGCGGCUCCUAAUCAGCGUCCCAUCAGUCCUGCACUCCCAGAAGCCUUCAUUAUCAGCUGUGUUAAAGCCCUACAUUAGCCCCGAGCCCAAGUGUUUAGAGCUGUUUGCCCGAAGUCUCCAGCGCGACUGGACCAGCUGGGGAAACGAAGUCAUCAAGUUCCAGCACAGCAGCUAUUUCACCAGAGAGAGAGCCGAGGAGCCGUCCAUGACAUCUGAGACAGUGAUUAUACAGUAGCGCACGCUUUCAGUGUAUAUUUCUAAAUGGCUAUCAGCUUUCAGUUCCCUUCCUUCUGAGGAUAUUGUAUGAUUUUAAUAAGUAAGAUGCAGUACAGUUGUGUCUUCAUCAGAACAGUGUAUUUUAAUACCAGACAGAAACAAUUAGACUUCCAGAUUUAUCUGUUUUUUGGAAACAUUUUUAGUGUGUGUCAGAAAUGUUGUUACUCUGUAUUGUCAGUUCAUUCUCUGAUCAUUUUUGAGGAUAAUUUGUAAGUUUUUGACCAAUGCAUCUGCACUUUGGACACGAACAGUUUGACUUUUAUUGUGUCAUGUUGGUUGCAAAGAAUUCGUAUUAAAACGUUCACUUUAAAACCUCUUUUACAUGUGAUAUAUGCUGAUAUUUGCUAGUAAAAUGUAUAUGA